UAGGUGUUGCAAAACGCACGCUCUUCUAAUUUGUUGUUCUUUUUUGGGAGUGGUGGUUUUGGUUUUGUUUGUUAAUUAAACGCGUUUAUUUACCUUACCUUAUCUUAAGCUUAUCUACUAUUAACUAAUAAGGUAUAAUAUGAAAUCCUGGGAGAUUGCUCUGGUGGCAGUCGCCGCCAUUUACUUGUGUUCGCAAGUAAACUUUGUGACUGGACUGGAGUGCUAUGUGUGCUCCAACCAGACGGGCAACACGGAAAAGUGCCUGAACACCAUCAAGACCUGUGAACCCUUCGAGAACGUCUGCGGCACGGAGAUCCGCUGGGGAUCCCAGCCGUACUUCUCGGAGGGAGCGCUCAAGCAGUACUACGUGUCCAAGAGGUGCAUGACCAAGGAGCAGUGCCAGUCCAAGAGGAAACGUUACAUGCAGCUGUACUGCACCCACAUCUGGUACGAGGACUGGGCGUGCAACGAGUGCUGCCAGGGAGAUCGGUGCAACUACUUCGUGAUUAGUGGCGCUCCUUCGCGGCAGGCUUUGGGAGUCGGCCUGACCCUGUCCAUCACACUAUUAGGCCUGGGAUCUUGGCUCAUUCCGCGCUCUUAGCGUGUCAUGCUAUGACAUCACACGCACAUUCCGAUUUUUGUAUUAAUUUGACAGAACCGUCUAUAAGCUAAGUAGUUUCCACCGUCCAUUUAUUAAGUAGAUCGUCCAAGUGCCUUGACUCAACGUGGAGAAUUGGAAAACAAUUCCCAAAGUUUUGGGAAGUUGACUUCCCUCUCGAAUAUUUUACACUUAAAAAAAUAUGUUUUAACUUGUUUGCCCGUUUCGUUGUUUUGUACGAAUCUCAUUUUUUUGAGACAUAUCUUUAACAUUGUUUCAAAUAAGUUAUCAAAGAGACAGCUAAAAAUCUACUUUAAUGAUCGAAAAUAUGCAUAUUUAAGUCAUAACCCGAUCCAAAUCGAAUAUCACCCUGCAAUAAAGCAACUUUGACGUCUUUUUGGCGCUUUAAUA
Molecule: messenger RNA, 1009 nt
Organism: Drosophila suzukii
Lineage: Eukaryota; Metazoa; Arthropoda; Insecta; Diptera; Drosophilidae
Gene: cold
Product: coiled
Source: RefSeq, a predicted model, not a curated record